Messenger RNA from Penicillium antarcticum, 855 nucleotides. RefSeq names its product alpha/beta fold hydrolase. NCBI's taxonomy places the organism in Eukaryota, Fungi, Ascomycota, Eurotiomycetes, Eurotiales, Aspergillaceae. The record is from RefSeq and is a predicted model, not a curated record. The transcript has a single exon. The coding region runs from base 1 to 855 and encodes 284 amino acids.
AUGACGAUCCUUCAAACCGCCGUGACCAACUUUGUCUCCGUCGAUGGAUUGAAGCUUGCCUAUCGACGUUUCGGGGAACGUAGUUCCUUGCCGUUAGUCUAUGUCAAUCACCUUCGCGGUAGCAUGGAUACUCUCGAUCCACUUCUGUUCAACAGCAUUGCCAGAAGUCGUGAAAUCAUUGUUUACGACAGCAUCGGAAUCGGACACAGUGAAGGAUCUGUGCCGGAGUCCAUUUCCGAGAUGGCUUCGGUACUUGUGAAGCUCCUCGCCGCACUCGGAGUGUCCAAAGCUGAUUUCAUUGGCUUUUCCAUGGGUGGCGCUGUUGUGCAAACCAUCGGAUUCGACUACCCUCAGAUUGUAAACAAAUUGAUCCUGGCUGGUACUCAAUCCGGAAUCGGCGAAGGAGUGGCUUUGCCUCCGCGGGAGGUGCUAGAAAGUGCAGGAGCAAACAAUAAUCAACCACCAACAGAGGAUGAUAUGAUGAACCUGUUCUUCUAUCCAUCCGAGACCAGUCUCGCCCUGGGCCAUGCGUGGUACCAGAGAAUUCAUGAGCGCAAAGUCGAAGGCGAGGGGAGAAAAGGGUACCUUGUCGGAGCUGGCGCUCAGUCGCAGCUUGCCGCCAUCUUCAAAUUCGCGACCGACACUUGUAACUUCGAUCGACUGGCAGAUAUCAAGGCCCCAGUCCUUGUCACCAACGGCCAUACCGAUAUUAUGUCGCCCACUGCGAACAGCUUUGUGUUGCAGCAGCGCAUCGCUAAUGCUCAGCUGCAUCUUUAUCCCGAUGCCGGGCAUGGGCAUCUCUUCCAGGUGCCUGAGCUUUACGCAAAGCAGCUUGAGCUCUUUUUGAGCAACUGA